AUGAGCAACACAGAAGGUGAAAUUCUGACGAUUUUUGUGGGACAAUCUGGAGUCCAAGUGGGCAACGCGUGUUGGGAACUUUUUUGUCUCGAGCAUGGCAUAAAACCAGAUGGUUUCGUGGUUCAAGGUUAUGACACUGAUGACAACUCAUAUCAGACAUUUUUUUCCCCAUCUCAAAGCCAACAAUCGUUUGGUGGUGGCACAGGAAGUGGAUUUACUACAUUAUUACUAGAAAACAUAAAACAAGAUUAUGAUAAAUUAACAAAAUUAGAUUUUUCGAUUUAUCCAGCUCCACAUAUUUCAACGUCUGUAGUCGAGCCUUACAAUGCUUUAUUAACAACACAUGGAACUGUUGAUUAUGAAGAUUGUUGUUUUAUUGUUGAUAAUGAGGCACUCUAUGAUAUCUGCUCCAACAACUUAGAAGUUGAACGUCCAACAUAUACAAAUUUGAAUCGCCUACAAUCACAAGUAGUUUCAGCUGCUACUGCAUCAUUGAGGUUCGAAGGAUCACCUAACGUCAGAUUAGACGAAUUACAAACUAAUUUAGUACCAUAUCCACGGAUUCACUUUCCUCUAAUAACAUAUUCACCGAUAAUAACUGCAAGACAAGCAUCUAAUGUAGAUAUGAACGUAAUGCAUAUCACGAAUGAGUGUUUUCAACCUUCGAAUCAGUUGGUGAAAUGUGAUCCUCGAGAUGGUGCUUACAUGAGUUGCUGUCUGUUAUACCGUGGAAAUAUAAAUCCAAAUGACGUUAAUCAAUCGAUUAAAUUAUUAAAAGAAAAAAAAGAUGUGCGAUUUGUUAAUUGGAGCCCAACUGGUUUCAAGAUGCUGAUUGGUGGUGCAGUCAGUUACGUAGCUGGUAAACAAGCAGCAAGAACCAUUUAUUGGCGUACACUGAACAAUGGACGUUUGUUGAAAACAGCUAAAACAUGUAUGUUCCAAGGACCGCCAAAAUCGGCACCAUCAUCUACCUCAGCACUAGUUUCACCAUCUAUUCAAUCGACUAUUGAUGUUCUACCUAAAUCAAUCUUCAAAUUGUAA
Molecule: messenger RNA, 1041 nt
Organism: Cotesia congregata
Lineage: Eukaryota; Metazoa; Arthropoda; Insecta; Hymenoptera; Braconidae
Source: the annotation of a GenBank genome assembly